AUGCCUUUGACCAUUGACGUUAUCUUGGUUAACAAUGAUCCACCAUUGACGUUAUCUCACUCGCUGCCAUCGCUUGCUUGCUUGCUUGCUUUCGCUGCUGCUCUGCGAAGCAAAUCCAAAAAAUUUGAGAUGAGUUUGGCUAUCAACCAUUGCGGCAGCUAUGGAAUUAAUUCUUUCACAAUUUCAAGCUGCAAGGGUGGCCGGAAAAGUAGUCACGGUAAAUAUAUGGUACCCAUCAGAAUGCUAAAGGGACCUUAUACUUCUACACCUCAGGAUCUUAGCCAAGAUUUGGCAUCAUUGGCCAAGAGUGAUACAAGCAGCAGCUUCCCAUUUAAGACAGUCGUAAAUUCCAUGGCAGUGGCAAAUUUGGUCUUCGCAGACAUGGCGAAGGCUGUAAGCACGGGAAAAUUUUUGGAAGGUGCUGUUUCAGUUUAUACCUUGGCUGAUGGUGGCCCUGGAGAAUGGUUUGGAGGUUUCCUAUUUUCUGCUGGACAAGAAGCUAAUGAGGCUGUUCAAGACCAGUUAUCUGCCCUCAGUUUCUCUAGUUUGGCAGUUAUUUUUGGGGCUGGGCUUGUGACCAGCCUUUCUCCUUGUACUCUUAGCGUUCUGCCACUGACACUAGGUUACAUAGGAGCAUUUGGCUCAGGGCAAAGCAAGGCAGAGGUUGUUGGGAAUUCAAUUGCAUUCUCAUUAGGAUUGGCAACUACACUUGCACUCUUAGGCAUAGGAGCCUCAUUUGCUGGAAAGGCAUAUGGACAGACAGGGCAGGGGUUACCUUUGGCUGCUUCAGGUUUAGCUAUUGUUAUGGGCUUGAAUCUCCUUGAGGUAAUUGAACUACAGCUCCCCUCAUUUUUUAACAAUUUUGAUCCCCGGGCUGCUGCUGCUAAUUUCCCAUCAAGUGUGCAAGCAUAUCUAGCUGGGCUUACAUUUGCUUUAGCUGCCUCACCAUGCAGUACGCCAGUGUUGGCCACUCUGCUAGGAUAUGUAGCUACAUCGAAGAAUCCAGUUAUAGGAGGCAGCUUACUUUUGACAUACACAACUGGUUAUGUUGCUCCUCUACUUCUUGCUGCUUCUUUUGCUGGAGCAUUGCAGCAAGUGAAAGCUUCCACCAUAUUUCUUUGUUAUUGUGCGGUUCUCUGCUUGCCUGUGACUGGCCUCAUAGUAAACGAUUUCAAGACUUUAACAGUGCUGGCAACUUUAAAUCAUACUUGUGUACUCGUGUCUGUGGAUGCGAUUGUUUCAAAGUCUUGA
Messenger RNA from Prunus armeniaca (apricot), 1251 nucleotides. The record is from the annotation of a GenBank genome assembly. NCBI's taxonomy places the organism in Eukaryota, Viridiplantae, Streptophyta, Magnoliopsida, Rosales, Rosaceae.